Molecule: messenger RNA, 1332 nt
Organism: Cercospora beticola
Lineage: Eukaryota; Fungi; Ascomycota; Dothideomycetes; Mycosphaerellales; Mycosphaerellaceae
Molecular function (GO): heme binding; oxidoreductase activity, acting on paired donors, with incorporation or reduction of molecular oxygen; iron ion binding
Source: RefSeq, a predicted model, not a curated record
AUGCGGCAGAAGCGACCAUGGAUACGCUGGGAACAGCUUGGCAUACGGUACAAGUCGGCCAUGAUCACACUUUGGAAUGGACAUCGUCCGGUGAUCGUGUGCAACGAUGCGUGGUGUAUCUCUGAUCUCUUCGAAAAACGGGCCAACAUCUAUUCUUCCAGACCAAGGAUGGUCAUGAUGGGUGAUUUGACAGAUACCACUAACAACAAUCAAGUCUGCCUGAAGUACAACGAUCAAUGGAGGCUGCAUAGAAGACUUACAGCCGUGAAGGAAUACAGACCUUUCCAAGGUGAUGAGACAAAGGUGCUGAUGGAGGAUCUACUUCGUCGUCCAGACGAUUACGUCGAGUCCAUCGAGCGGUACUCCUGCUCAGUAGCGUCAGUCGUAGCAUGGGGCAGACGUAUCGACAACCUGAAUGACUAUGUCGCAAAGCAAGCUCUCGCCUUCAUGGAAGUUGUCAACGCCGUCAUUCCCGGCCAAUCGAUCAUGGAAGUGAUACCGGCAAUCACCCAGCUGCCAGUGUUCCUCAAUCCCUUGCCAAGAUUGAUUCGGUACCUCGCUCAUAGACAGACCCGUUGGUUCUUUGCCUUGACUACGGAAGCGAAGAACAAAGCAGACGUCGCCAAAUUCUCCGCCAAAGUUUAUGAGGAAUAUACAGCAGGCCGCAUCACCUGGAAGGAAGCUGGCAACUUGACGGCCAAUCUCAUCGGCGGGGGCGUGGACACUACAAGCAGUUCCAUGAUCAGUAUGAUCCUUGCCAUGUGUUGCUUCCCUCGAGCUCAACAGAAGGCGUACGAGGAGAUCGAGCGUGUCGUAGGACCAGAUCGGCUUCCAGACUGGGACGAUGAGCUACCAUACGUUGACGCUCUGGUUGAGGAGGUACUGCGAUGGCGGACAGUGACUAUUCUUGGCGGCAUUCCUCAUGCGCCUAUUCAAGACGACGAGUAUCAAGGCUAUGUGUUCCCAAAAGACACUUGGAUUGUUGGUAAUGUAUGGGCCAUCCAUCGAAAUCCUCGCGACUUUCCAGAUCCCGAUGAGGUUCGUCCUGAACGAUUUUUGGAUGAGAGAAUGCCGUACCCUUCGAAGAAAGGUCACAAUGCCUUCGGAUGGGGGCGAAGACAAUGCAGUGGUCAGCCACUGGCCGAGCAGGGGCUGCGUCUCGUGACAGCGAGGCUGUUGUGGGCUUUCAAGAUCGCUCCUGGUCUCGAUGACAAGGGUGAAGAAGUCAAGCUCGAUUCAUUCCGCGGAACUCUCGAGUACCUGGCAUUAUCGAAGAAGCUGCUAGUAUCGCGCGAGAGAAUCUGGCAAUCUAUGAUGGAGAGACGAAGUUGA